This is a messenger RNA of Cherax quadricarinatus, 1116 nucleotides long. Lineage: Eukaryota; Metazoa; Arthropoda; Malacostraca; Decapoda; Parastacidae. The record is from RefSeq and is a predicted model, not a curated record.
AUGGUAGAGGUAAUUGAUGAUGAUGUGAUAGUUGAUAUGGUGGUAGAGGUGUUUGAUGUUUUAUUCAAAGUGGUAGUUGAUGUAGUGUUGAUAGAAUUAGGUGAUACUGUACUUGAAGAGGUAGUUAAUAUUAUCAGGGUAGACAUAGGUGAUGUAGUAGAUGGCUCAUAUUGCAACAGCACAUUAAGUCAUAAAGAUUUUUCUUUCGAUGAAGGAUCGUGGUCAUCGUGGGCUUGGUCACUUGGGUCAGCGCUCCUUCCAGUUUACUGGGAAGAUGAAGAAAAUGCUGUGUCAGCUCACAGGCACCGUCUUAACAAGACACUGCAUAUGGGCCUUUAUGUGGAAACUGCUACCUGGACUUUUAAGUUAACAGAAUCGGUUCAAGAUAGUGGAUAUUUUGGACCAACGAAGAUGCGAUUUACACCAUUCAUGCGAGUUGAGCACCAAGGAAGCUUUGCUACUGUUGUUGUUCGGGGUUUAGAAGCAGUGAAUGUACAACUUGGCAUAUCAACACUCACUGUUGAUCCAGUAGGCCACUGUAUGUGUGGCAUUCAAGAUAUACAAGAUGGUAAUGUUUCUGCUGGUCAAGAUCAAACUAUUCCAGUAAAAAUUGAAUCGUUCCUUAGCAUUGGACAGGAGGGCCAAGAAUAUCUUUCUCGGUCAUUAUUCGAUCCUCAAGUUCUGAUGGAAGCUCAAGAGCUUUGGGAGUACUCAUAUUCCUGGGAUAAACAUAUUAAGGAGACUACAGAUGAGCCUCCAACAAAUUUAGCAGUUGCUACAGAGGAUGAAGUAGCCUCACUUGAAGCCAACACUCCCAUCCGCUCGUAUAUUGUGACUGUGAUGGAACCCACAAUAGUGUUACAUGCUGCCCAACACACACGCAGUAACAUGAAAUAUAUCUUCAGUGCCAAACGCAGGAAGAAAAAUGAAAAAGCUGGUGCAGAGCUGUGUAUGGCUCGAGUACUUGCAGUUCCUGGUGUUCGGGUGAAGCUUUCCCGUUUAGAUAUAGAAUGGACGAAACCGAUGUACCCUAAGAGAUUAGUAUCAGCGGCCUGCAUGUUGCGCCCACCUUCUCCGGCUAUGCUACAUAACUGCCAUUCUCACUUAACAUUCACU